Messenger RNA from Auanema sp. JU1783, 1974 nucleotides. Lineage: Eukaryota; Metazoa; Nematoda; Chromadorea; Rhabditida; Rhabditidae. The record is from the annotation of a GenBank genome assembly.
UUGAUUCAACUCUUUGUUACAACAAAACGAACAAAGAGUAGUCCAGAAAAAAGGGAGCUUAGAAUGGAUCCAGAGAAGGAAUACAAUGAGUUCGGUGAGCAACUCAAAUCACUCAAUCGACAGAAAAGUCGGAGUCAACCUAGUGGUUUAGACAGAGUGAAGAGCUUGACUAGGAAACUAUCAGCGAAAACGAGGAAAGAACGAAAUCGUGAUCGUGCUAUUGAGCGCGAGAAUCAGCUUAUCAUGAGUACUCCAUCUCAGGAUCUUUCUAAGCUUCCGGAAAUUAAGCCUCAAAUAAAGAUUGGGCACUAUAUACUGAAAGAUACUCUUGGAGUCGGUACAUUUGGAAAAGUUAAAGUUGGAAUCCAUGAAGCCACUGGGUAUAAAGUAGCUGUUAAGAUUCUAAAUAGACAGAAGAUCAAAACGUUAGAUGUUGUUGGGAAAAUUCGUCGAGAAAUCCAAAAUCUUUCACUUUUCCGUCAUCCACACAUUAUUCGCUUAUAUCAAGUUAUCAGCACACCAACUGAUAUUUUCAUGAUUAUGGAAUAUGUAUCUGGUGGCGAACUGUUCGACUACAUCGUCAAACAUGGACGACUGAAAACUCCUGAAGCUCGCCGGUUCUUCCAACAAAUUAUCUCCGGUGUAGAUUAUUGUCAUAGACACAUGGUCGUUCACAGAGAUCUGAAACCCGAAAACCUAUUGCUCGAUGAACAUUGCAAUGUAAAAAUUGCUGAUUUUGGUUUGUCUAAUAUAAUGACUGAUGGCGACUUUCUGAGAACAAGUUGUGGUUCUCCUAACUAUGCUGCUCCUGAAGUUAUCAGCGGAAAGCUUUAUGCUGGUCCUGAAGUUGAUGUUUGGUCUUGUGGUGUAAUUUUAUAUGCUCUUCUAUGUGGCACACUUCCAUUCGAUGAUGAACAUGUUCCAAGUUUGUUCCGCAAAAUUAAAUCCGGUGUUUUCCCUAUUCCUGAAUACUUGGAUAAAUCUCUCGUUACACUUCUACUUCAUAUGCUUCAAGUUGAUCCUAUGAAACGUGCCACUAUCAAGGACGUCAUUGCUCAUGAAUGGUUCCAAAAAGAUCUUCCAGCUUAUUUAUUCCCUCCUGUUAAUGAGUCAGAAGCUUCAAUUGUUGAUAUUGAGGCUGUCCGUGAAGUUACUGAGAGAUACAAUGUGCCCGAAGAGGAAGUCACAGCUGCAUUACUUGGUGACGAUCCCCACCAUCAUCUCUCAAUUGCUUAUAAUUUAAUUGUGGAUAACAAGAGGAUUGCCGAUGAAACUGCCAAACUCUCUAUCGAGGAGUUCUAUCACGUUACUCCCAAUAAACUGCAUCAAGCUGAUUUGGGUCAUCGGCACCCUGAAAGAAUUCCUGCCCUAGUACAGGGCAAAGUAUCGUCUACUCUUGAUUCUGAAAGUGGUCCAUUCAGUCAACAUCAACAACCCGCUUCAGCACCUCAAAUCUCUGCUUCAGCUGCUCCUAGUAAUACAGCCAAUCAAAGAGCUGGGGUUAAACGGGCUAAAUGGCAUUUGGGCAUUCGUUCACAGAGCAGACCCGAAGAUAUUAUGUACGAAGUAUUCCGUGCUAUGAAGAGUUUAGAUAUGGAAUGGAAAGUAUUGAACCCUUACCACGUGAUAGUACGAAGAAAGCCAGAUGUCCCUACAUCGGAUCCCCCCAAAAUGUCACUUCAGCUGUAUCAAGUUGACCAACGCAGUUUCUUGCUUGAUUUUAAGAGUUUGAUCGAUGAUGAGAACACACCUGGAAGUGCUUGUUCUUCUCGUCAUCCAUCUAUGUCUAUGCCAGCCAAACCUCCAGGAAUGAGGGGUAAUCGUGCUCAAAGUAUGCCUCAAACAAUGGAGGAAGAACCCCCGAAAUUGCAGGUUGAUGCUUCACCUCCACCUUCGCCAUCAGGUGCGAAACUCUCCCAGACGAUGCAAUUCUUUGAAAUGUGUGCAUCUCUGAUUGGCACUCUUGCUCGAUGA